Messenger RNA from Olea europaea var. sylvestris, 955 nucleotides. Its product is annotated as ribosomal RNA-processing protein 17. Gene Ontology annotation, molecular function: RNA binding. Gene Ontology annotation, cellular component: nucleolus. The transcript has 4 exons. The coding region runs from base 97 to 708 and encodes 203 amino acids. The record is from RefSeq and is a predicted model, not a curated record. NCBI's taxonomy places the organism in Eukaryota, Viridiplantae, Streptophyta, Magnoliopsida, Lamiales, Oleaceae.
AGCGCUUACUCACUUUACCCACCUUGCCAAAAGCCCUGUUCUGGACGUCUUCAAACCAAUUAAGGGUUUACCAGUAAGGGUCGUACGGCGGUAGCAAUGGAGGAAGCGGCGGCGACCGACGAGGCAGCCACACAGACUCCACGCUCAAGAGCUCCACACAUUAAAAAGAGAGCGCUCAAGAAUAAAUCUCUCUCAAUAUCUUUCAACGAGAAAGACCUAAUGGAUUAUGUAACUGGUUUUCACAAGAGAAAGAAGAAGAGAAGAAAAGAGGCACUGGAGAAACAAGAAUUAGCCCUACGAAGAAAACGUAUUGAGGCGCGCAAAAAGAGAAAAUUGGAGAGGGAAUUUGCUAUAUAUGGUGGAGCUGCACCUGAUUCAGGCAUAGGAUCUGAUGGAUCGGACGAGGACAAUGAAGGCGACGAGGAGGCUGAGCCAGUGGCAUCAGUUGCAGGGACAACGAUGUAUGACAAUGGUGACAUGCAAGUCACAGUGACAACAAGCGAGAUCCCUCGCGAACAAGAGAGCAAUAUUCUGGAGGGAUCAAGGCCUCGGUCCAUUGAAGGGCUUGAGAAGAGUAAGCAGAGCAUUAUUCAUCUGAGUAAAAAACAGCAAUUGAAGAAGGCUUCAAAGAAGAGAUCUCGGCCAAAGCCACAGAGCAAGAGAGAUAAAAAGAAGGGAAAGAAGAAGAAUACGAAUAAAAGGCACUAGACGUGUAAUCUCUCUCUCUCUCUCCUGGACCGAACUUUACAUAUGUUCCGUUUGUUUUACUUUCAACUUGAUGAGUAUAUGUUUUUUGUAGUCUAAUAUAUUAACUUUCCAUAUCUCCAUCAAGGUGUAAACAUUAUGGUACUUUUUUAUUCUUGCUCAUUUACUUCAAGUGGAUUUUAUGUAUUUAAACAGAUUUGGAAGUGGUAGUUUUUCUUAUUUAUAAGUACAAAAAGUUAUCUACUUUAGA